Messenger RNA from Symbiodinium pilosum, 200 nucleotides. The record is from the annotation of a GenBank genome assembly. NCBI's taxonomy places the organism in Eukaryota, Dinophyceae, Suessiales, Symbiodiniaceae.
GCGCUGAUGCCCAGGUGCAAGCCUGCACCCAGGCUCUGCUCCCCGCUUCUGUUCCGCUGGAGCUGUGGAUAGAGCGCCGAAUCGGCGGCGAGAUUGAGAUUCACUGGGACCAGGGCCGCGAGGUCAUCCAAGUCACGCAGGAGGCGCGCAAGAUAGUCGCAGAGAAGUGCCGCGCACAAAAGACUGCGCCGCGAAACAGG